Emys orbicularis (European pond turtle) is the source of this 417-nucleotide messenger RNA. RefSeq names its product neuritin-like. The record is from RefSeq and is a predicted model, not a curated record. The coding region runs from base 1 to 417 and encodes 138 amino acids. The transcript is spliced from 3 exons. NCBI's taxonomy places the organism in Eukaryota, Metazoa, Chordata, Testudines, Emydidae. Gene Ontology annotation, cellular component: plasma membrane. Gene Ontology annotation, biological process: neuron projection extension; nervous system development.
AUGGGCCAGAGGCUGGGCACGGCGCUGCUGCUCCUCACGCUGGGGUAUUUGGUCAGGUCGCUGGCUUCAGAAACUAAAUGUGAAAACAUUUACCAAGGCUUCUCUGACUGCGUCUUAAAACUGGGGGAAAACAUGGCCAGCUACGAGGAGGACGACAGGGAUGAGGUGCAGGGGCUGCACACUGUUUGCGGGUAUUGGGAUGAAUUUCACAUGUGCGCCAUGACUGCUCUUUGGGAGUGCCAGAAGGAGGCAGCAAGUAUCUGGGAGACUUUGAAAAAGGAAUCUAGAAAAAUCAAAUUCCAAGGCAGCUUGUUUGAUCUCUGCAGUCCCAACAGCUCCCAGAGCUUCAGCUUGACAAAUGUUUCAAAUGUUGUUGUCUUAAGCCUCUCUCUGAUGGUCACUUGGCUUAAUUUGUAA